AUGGGGGACGGAACCGAUGAAAACCCAGGGCAAUUGCAAGACGAUCGUACGCCCGACAAAGAUAUAACAAAGAAGCAAUCAACAAUACAAGAGAGUGAUAAACAUCACGAUCAACUGAACAGAAAGACGGAAGCACAAUAUAUCACUCAGGUAUCAUCGAGUCAGCCUGAUCAACCGUUUCAAAAUACAAGGAUCUUGGUGAGAGACAUAGCCACUACGUACUGCUGACUUCAACUUCACACACAUGCUGUCAUGUCAUAUAUGACUGACUUAAUAGGCUCAACUAAUAGAUGUACGGGGAACACAAUCCACCAAUCUGUGAUGGCUUUGGUAAAGAAGGCGUGCAUACUUCUAACAAUAUUUAUCUUCCUAUGCAAAUAUGCAGGUGCAGCAUUGUGUAAAGAACCCAAAGAACCAAAGAAUGGAAAAAUUAGGAAACUUAGUGGGUUAGAAUUUAUGGAUUCUGUUUCGUACAUGUGUAAUAAAGACUAUAGAAUGGUAAAAGGCAGCAGGAAAGCGACUUGCCAAGAGGACGGAAAGUGGAAACCUUCCAUUACCCCGGUUUGUGAUCUCUGGAGUAAUCUAGAUAUAGAUAUUGGUGACAUUGAACCAGUAAGUACAACUAAUAUACCCAACAUACAAGCCAACUACAUAUUUUUGUCGGACGAGUUCCUGUUGUCCGUCAAUGAUGCAGGAAGUUGGUUGGGUGAGGGAAGUUACAUAAGACACAAUUUGAACAAAACAACCAAGGUGGGGUUCCUACAACGCCGAAGAGACCCCAUCACAAAUGACUUCCACGUGCCAAGGGCUAUUCGCCGCUAUAUUAUUGACGAUAAAGUGAGAUACAACGGGAAAAGACUUAAUCCUGCAAAAAUGUCCAUAUCUGACUUAUACGGUUUCAUGUCUUCAUUGGAGAUAUUUCAAGACAGCGAAAAAAUUGACCCCUUUAGAGACCACCGACGAUAUGAUCCAUCGGGAAAUUUUUGUCACUGUGAAAUCGAAGCAGACUGUGACUGCGUCAUAUCCCAAGAUGAUAUGUUCAAAGACCUGUCUGGAACAUCCACUGACUAUUGUAACGAGUACUAUAAUACACCCCUGAGACCUAUUUCAGGGGAUGAAGAUUGGAUAGGGGCAUAUAAAAGGAAGGCUGAUGAUUUGUUAUAUGAAUUCCAGCAUGGACGAACUGAUAUAUUUCAUGAGGAAGUUCUUGUGAAUAAGCAGACAGACCGGAUAUCCGGUCAACCCAAGUAUCGCUUUUCAAAUGAGGAGGUUGAAGAGGUAUUCUAUCUCGAAGCAAGAAUUCAAAGAAACUUUGAGGUUCAUAAUGGGGUAUCAAUGGAGAUAUGGGGCUGGAGAGGGGGUAAAGUAGAAGAUUUUAAGUUCGAUGAGUACGGUAAUUUGAUUAAUGGAUUCAUAGUAGUUGGGCCUCACCCUCGAACUGACUACAACGAUGUUGUAUACUAUAACCAGAGUAGAUGUGAUCCGGAAAACAACAUCAACCCCGGAGAAUGUGCCUGGCCAUAUUCUCAAUGGGGAUACAGCUAUAUGGGUUGUAAAGAAGUAAAUGGAACAAUACCGGAGAAGUGUGAUAUGUCCGAAUCUAUAGAUGGUAACAACUACACUUACGGCUAUGACAAAUCUCCAUGGAGAGAUCUUGAAGUACGGACCCCUGGACCACAAAUGAAAUUCACAGAUGGGAAACGGACGAGAAUAUAUGUCUACAACAAUAUGGAACAUGAUUGGAAGCACAAAAUAAGUGUACAUUGGCAUGGUAUGGAUCUUCCCCAUGAUCAAGAUGGCGUGGCAUUCGAGACACAUACCCCGAUUGAGGUGGAUGCAACUUGGGUCUAUGAGUACCAGAUACCAAACAUAGGUUCAAGGUGGUAUCACCAACAUUAUAACACACCGGAUACAGUUGGAAUGGGCAUGUUCGGACCUGUGUCUACUUCAUUUCCCGAUGAUAUCACAACGUGGGACAGAGAGUACACACUUAUGGUGCAUGAUGGCCAAGGUCGUUUUACUAUGAAUGGCAACUCAUUUCCCGGUACUGUAAGGCGAUUAUCCGGUUGGUUUAAAGACCAAAUACGGAUCAAGAAAACCGAAACGGAUGAAAACGGUGAUACGAUUGUUACAAUAGUUGAUGAACCCAGGGCCGACUUUAGUGUGCCUUUGGGAGGCAAAAUGUGUCCAACAAGGCAAAAAUAUAACAGUCCAGCCUCAGGGGCCCCCAUUAGGCCUGGAACAGGGUAUACUGGGUCGGGAUUAUUUGGGGACACCGACAAAACUCACAAUCACAGAGGUCAUAAUAUCCUCUGCAAAAAACAUGGUAUAAGAGUUCAAAUAGCUGGUGUAAAUGAGCCUACGUGGUCAUAUCCAUAUACAACUGUAAAUGGUCGCCAUUAUGUUACAAGAGUUGAUGACACCAAACUUAGAAUCAAAAAGAUAGGAGUAGCAGGGACUGUACCGGGCAGUGGGGGUAUUUUGUACAUUUGGAGAAAGCACAAAUCAAGCCUUGAAGAGCCGUAUACACAGAACAGUGGUAACUCUGCAUCAUAUGUUAAGGGGAACGAUGGUGAAGAGGUAGCUAUGCGAUGGCAUAAUGCUGCACUGACGCCACAUCCUCUACACAUACAUGGUCACCAGUGGCGUGUCAUUGGAGUUGAUGGUAACCUGGACGAUGCCCCACAAAUUCACAAUGUAUAUCUAAUCCCUCAGGCUGGUACGUUUGAUACAACCGUCGCAAUGAACAACCCUAACUGUUUCGGCGCAUGGGUAAUGCACUGUCACAAUCUGCAGCAUAUACAAAACUCCGAUAAUCCUUGGAGAGGCGGCGUAUCAUACCCUGGUGGUAUGUUCACCCUUAUUGACUACACAGGGUUUGGACAAGGAAAGAAUGCAAUCUCUCAUCUUUUUGUAAACGAACCCUUCAAUACGCUCCCCCCAGACUGCAAGGCACGGGAUGAUGUCAAAGCCGGAAAAGAUAUACUUGGUGAAGCCGCCGUAAAGGGCAAGGAAUAUGUGAGGCUGGGCGUUGACGCGACAUAUGGUACAGAUUUAUACAAAAAGAAGCCAUUUGGUGACAUAGUAGGAUAUAAAUGGACCAUUGAUAGAUAUAUUAACAAAGAGGGUAAGAGUGGACAUGAGAUCGCACUUCCAAAGGGAUCACAAAUCGACAAACACCAGGUCCUUAACGGCUCUAAUCCACAGGUAACCGGAUUUGAUGUAAGUGGAGACUACCACUUCAAAGUUGAUGUGAUUGGGAAGCACAGUGAAAGAGACAACGAAGAUGAUGAAACCCAUUGUUAUGACUACCAAGAAGUCAAUUAUGACAGUGAACUCCUCAUUGAUGAUAGAAAUCACCCUGCAAUCACCGAACAUGGAAAAUUUACAAACCUUAAACUUCAGCCGGGUGUUGAGAGAGGUCAUGUCACCUAUCCUAUGUAUAAAGCUACACUCAGAACAGGCGUUGAUGAACUAAUUGUUGAAACAUCAAACAAUGUUCAGUCAAACGAUAUUUCUGGAACAUAUAGAGCACAGGUGUCCUCGCCCUCUAACAAAGUAUACAUCAACAUGGAAAAGUCUUGCAGUAUUGGUAGAGUUGAACUUGAUGCCCGUAUAACUACCCAUGGGACUCCAUUAGGGGUAAACUUGAUUCCGGGAGAGGAUAUAGGUACAAUUACUCAAGCUUUACAUGUUGGGAAGUUUGGAAGCAGAAAGAUUUAUUUCACUGUAACUGAUGUAAGCCACAAAGAAUGGGCAGAAAAGUAUUCAACAGUGUUUUCACCAGUAUUAGCAGAUGCCCCUGACGAGGCGUGCGAGUUAGAUGCAACCUAUAAUUCAAGAACAGAGACAUUUACAUUCACUCGAGAUGCUGGAUUUGUAGCAAGGAUUGUCAAUGGUAAGAGUGUAGGGCCUGUGGGCAACCCUGACUAUAGCCCUUUAAAGCGAGUUGUAAUCAAUGGCGAGACGAUUACCUUAAACAUGCCAUUUGUUAAAUGGGGGGAUGAAGAUGGACAGAUGCUAAUCGUUGAUAAUGGUGGGUGUGAUCCUCUUAUUAGAUCAAUCCUUCCAAGCCCGAAAUGGAAGGGAGAUGGACCAAGAGGUUGCACUCCUGAUGAAGGUGCAUUAGAGCGAUAUAAUGGAGGACAGGCUCUCGAAAUUGAUAUUGACAAUGCCAGAGUAGUUAUGAAAUUACACAAAGCCACCCUCAGAGAUGAUGGUAUUAUUCCAUACUAUACUGUAUUCGAAGCUUCAAAGUUUCCAGCCGCUGGUAAUAUGGGUAAUGUCCUUGCGCCUAAAUUGGAACUUCUUGGACGAGGUGAUGAUGAACGAACAAAUGAUGCUGUAAGAGCCCUGAUUCAACUGGGUAAUGGUGUGCCUAUUAGGGCCGGUGGUCCAGCGUCAUUCCAGGCAGGAAUCGUUCCAUUCAGCGCACACUCUGCAGGCUACACGCCCAUGUGGCACAUUGUAUGGCUAUUUUACAACUGUGGCUUCAUGAACGGCAUGAAAUGGGACAACGUAGUUGGCGAAGACGCAUCUGAAUUCCUAGAAGGAUUUAACAAUGGUGUAGAUGGUAGUAAACUUGACUCUUCAGACGAAGACUUUGAUCCAUUCCAACUUUCUGGUGGAAUUAAAAAUAAUGCCUGUCCUGGUUACGCGAAGAAGGUCACGGGUAAUAAAGAUGGGUUGUUGUACCUUGGGGAAGAACAAGCACUAUUAGAAAAACGUCAGGCAUUUUUGACAGAUUCGCCAGGUGGAAAUCCAUUGAGCAAGAAAUUCGGAAAAGGACCAGGAUUCAUGAUCGUAAACUGUCCAAUGCCAGUCACAGUGGACAUGAACUGUGGAACAAGUCCAUUUAGUCAUGUUGACAGCAAAGAACGAGUCGGAGAAUGGCAGCUAUAUUGUAAAGAUGAAAAUGGAAUUACUACAACUGUCGCGAAGGGUGAUAAUGUUGCUGAUAUAAGACAGGUAACAUGGUCGGAAAAUGCUGGUAUAAGUAGUGUCACCCUGAAUCAAAACCUUGCUGAUAAACCAGUAUAUUUUAUAAUGACUGAUUCAGAAAACAAAGAACUGGGAGACAUGUUUGGUGGAGCUCCUUCUCCAGUCCUCUCUGAAGCUCCAUUGGAAUCCGUAGAAUACAUUGCCCUUUUAGAACCACUUAAAUUUAAUGAAACAACUGGUGAGACAAAUCUGGUAUUUUAUGAAGAUCCAGGAUAUGUUGCACGAGAGGAAGGCGGUAAAGUGCUACCACCUGUCGGUAACCCCAAUUACAGUCCAUUAAAGCGUUUCCUUUUCAAGUGUAAAACUGUUACUAUUAAUAUUCCAUUCAUGCAAUGGGGAGACGAACCUGGACAGAAAUUGAUAGAGGAUCAUGGGGGUUGUGAUCCACUUAUAAGGUCAGUACCACCAUCCCCUAAAUGGAAGGGAAACGGACCACCUGGCUGUGACUCAGAUCAGACCUGGCAGAAAAGGUACAAGGGCGGUCAAGCAUUGAAAAUCGAUGUCUCAACUAUGCAGGCCACAAUUAAAACUCACAAGGCAACACUUAGAGAUGAUGGGAUCAUACCUUAUUACAUAGCACUCGAGGCUUCGAAAGCACCUGCAGCUGGUUUUAUGGGUACAAUUCUCGCACCAAAAAUGGAAAAAUUGGGACGAGGUGAUGAAUUCAGAACGAAUGAUGCUGUUCGGUCAUUGAUACAAUUUGCGAAUGGUAUUGCACCUGAGGAUGGUGGAGGUCCAAAUGCUUUCCAGCCCGGAGUUGUUCCAUUUGGCGCUUCCUCCGCAGGAUAUACUCCCAUGUGGCACAUCCUUUGGUUCUUUUACAAUUGUGCUAACGAUGCCUCUUCUAUUAAUGACACUGCUGUUUCUGAUAUGAAUGAAGGUGGUAAUGCAUUUAUGAAAGGUAGAAACGCUGGGUUUGAUGGUAGUGAACUUAACCCUAGUGACGAUCCGUUCGAUCCUUUCCAAAUGAACGGUGGAAUAAAAAAUGCUAAAUGUAAAAAAUUCGCCCAAGAGGCCAAUGGUAACGAAGAGGGUAUAAUGUAUUUAGACGGAGAAAAGUCAUUAAUGGAAAGAAAUCUAGGUAUUGUAACAGAUUCUCCACCAGGUAACCCAUUCAACAAAAAGUUUGGAAGGGGUCCAGGAUUCAUGAUUGUUAACUGUCCAAUACCUAUUACAGUCAAUAUGAAUGAUAAUGUUCCUGAAAAGUCCUCUGAUCCUGCAACGGCUGACGGCAGAAUCGUUCGACUUAUCGGUACUGAUAAUGUUGAUUUUUGGUUCCUUAAGAUAGGUGAUUCCCCCGCAAUAGCACUAGAUCGGUCCACCAUAGAAGAUAUUCAAGAGGGAAAAGCCAGUACUGUUCAACUUCGUGAGGGCGAUACGCUUAUUGUAGAGGUAACAAGUGGAGGGACUGGCCAUGGGUUUGUGUUGCAUAGCAUGCAUUUAACAGAGGAAACAGCUGAACAAGCAUGUUUAGAAAUGUUUGAUGUUGAGGAAUCACCUAUUCAACCUUCUAAAUUCUCAUCUUCAUCGUUUGUUCACAUAUUUAAGCAAGAUCUGUUUGGUGUUACAGGAUCACAUGUUGCUCGGAAAAUAUUCAUGGGUACGGUUAGACGAGGGGUGGUUGGUAAACGGUUAGGCUUUGUAUGUCCGAUUCAUGGGCCAAAGAAAAUGAAUGGAAUCUUAGAAAUAAUCAGCGCUUGAUAGGUUCUGGACUGGCACUGGUCUUCUAAAUCACAUCAGUGAUCAUAACAUAAUCAGGUACUUCUUCCAAAAAUCAACAACGUAUACUGACGACAUCAAUUUGAAAAUCGUGAAAACGAUAUCUUAUUUUUCUAACAUAUAGGGGUUAUGAUGUUAAUGGAAGAUUUUAUUAGGGUUGUUGGUUUUUGAUUUUAAACUUAAAUAUAAUUCGUAAAUCGUCUCAGAGCAGUUGUAGUAAAGUAUCAUGUAACAAUUAACAGUAUAGUUAUUUAGGCUUUGGUUUGUUAAAGUUACUGUCUGAAUAUGCAUUAAUAAUGAAUAUGCAUAGAUUAACUUUUGCACUUAUCAGUGGUCCACGUCUGUGUGUAACUGUAACUGUAACUGUAAUUCUGAUCUUUUGAAAGUUUAGAUAUCAUUUGAAAAUACAAUUUGGAUAUUCAGUCUGUGUCCAAGUUUUACAACUACCUUCUUAUCCUGAUACUUGACCAGUUUGUCAUAUUCAUCUUGAGAUUUUUCUGGCAUACUAUUUUUCCGAAAAAAUGAGUAUAGGCUGGCAAGCAUAAUUAAUCGAUUUCUUCCGAGAAGUCCUGGCCUUUUUACACUUUGCGAAAUAAAAAACGGUAAAUAGCAUGAGGUACCAGUCCAGUGGAAUAUAUAUUUCAAGAGAAAUUUCGCCUUCAUCAGUAAUGACCUAGACAAUGCACCCAUUAGUAGUUAUGUUAAUCCAUGCCUAUUCUACGUUUUGAUUGGUCAGGAUGUGUCAACGCAUGCUUAAUAUAUGUGUGAAACUAGGAUGUAGUGUAAAUGUUACUGUAGUCCAUAGCUAGUAACUGUAAUUAGUGCACCUUGGCUUCUUUAUGUGUUUUUGCAAAUUUGUGUUGUGAUACCUACGCACCGAGCGCCAUUAUGUUUACAUUAUAAACGUAUCGUCCUAAUCGAUGACCAGCACUGCUUUGUUCCUUGGGUUAUCUACUAAGAUGGAUUGAAGAUGGUUCUACAAACUACUAACCCUGACUUUUACUGGACAAGAAAUUUUAGUUCUACGAGUGUACGAUUCAGGCCUUCAUUCGGUGUAUUUCACGUAAAGGACAGUAAGUGUUAGACAGUGUAAGUGUGAAAGUGUUCAGGUUUUUCAAAAAUGUCAUUAUUUUUUAUAUCAAUUUCCGUUAAUUCAAUGUUAUUUCGCAAUAAUCCUGAAUGACAGAACACCCUCAUUCUGUCUGUUAGAAGGAUCUAUUCCAACACUUCACAGUCAUUAUCCUUUGGAUUUAAUUAAAUCUAAAGCAAAUUAUAUUUAUAUGUAACAAGUAUGAGGCUCUUAGAUUUUACUCAUUUAAACGUGCAUCUAGUUAAUAUAUAAAUUAAAAUAAAUGACAAAAAUCAUAAUAAGGGUGAAUUCAGGAAAACAUGUCCCUUCUUGAAUAAAUGGGUAAAUGACAUGAUUUGAUUUGUUUCCCUCAAUUGAUAUUGCUUUACUUACUUUGUCCAUAGCAUUCUGAAUAAUUAAAAAUAAUGUUUUUAUGUGUGUGUUUGAAAAGCAAGUUCACUGUUAUUAAGAAUCUUUCAGUUUUGGACGGAUUUUCUUCUGUCACCAGUGUAGGCCUUAAGGGCCGGCUCACUGGUCAUUACCAGGUUACUUUUGAGACGGACCAGUUGGUGUUUCCCUAGGUAUAGGAAAAUAACAUUGCAACUGGUCCUUAAUGCCAUUUUAACCAGCAGUUUCAGAUCCUUGGGGCCUACACUGUCUGUCACCCUGUAUUGAAUAUUCGAAUAUGAUAAUAUAUGUUUGCAUAAAAUCAAAAUGAAUGUAUUUAUUUUUAUCUAUGUACUUUUGAGUAUUUUUAUCUUUAUCUUUAUAAUUAUUUCAUCUUUAUUGUUUUGAGAGUAUAUGUUGUACGGAUUGAGAGGAAAACAGUUUGCAGUCUUAACCCAACAAAUGGAGUUUGGUAGAAUAUUGUGCAAUGCACGUCUAGCUGUCUGAAUUAACGCAAUCGACUCUGAAAACCUCAUCAUCCAAUAUGCUGCAAAAUCAAAAAACGCUUUCUUUUUUUCCCCUGCGAUAAAAAGUAAUGGAAUUCCCAUAGAACUCACAAUCUGAUUGGCUGUCGCAAAUGCGAUAGCGAUUUUAAAUGCUGCUCAAACAUAC
Molecule: messenger RNA, 8848 nt
Organism: Owenia fusiformis
Lineage: Eukaryota; Metazoa; Annelida; Polychaeta; Sabellida; Oweniidae
Source: the annotation of a GenBank genome assembly